UGGCGCAGCAUAAUGUGGAAUUUUUAGGGAAUUUUGCAAACGCUCAUAACUCAUUUGCGUGCUCUUCAGGUCGAGCAGGAUGGUGGACCUGUUGCGCGGCUCGGCGGCGGCACGCGGCCUGGCCGGCCGCACACAGGGCGCCCUCCGCUCGCGGCUGCGCUCCAUGGUGGACGGCAGUGACCGGCUGAUCCAGGGCCUCUCCAGCAAACUGGAGGACGGAGGAGACCGGCUCAUGACGCGUCUGGAGACGGCGCUGAGCCUCAGCAGCGGCGCAGACAGCGACGCCAGCGGCGCCACCGUCCGACGCACCGACGACAGCGGCGACUCGGACGCGGCCGCCGACGGCCUGCUGACGGCUGGGGACGGACACCUGCUCUCGGCUGGGGACGGACCCAGCUCGGCCUGCUCCCGGGAGAGUCUGGCGAGCAGUGGCUCGCGCUGGUCGGCGGACCGACCUCUGCGCGCCACCGGGCCUGACCCCUACGACAAGCUGCGCACGCGCUGCUCCGACGUUGCGUCGACCUCGGAGUCGGCUAGCGAAGGGGAUGGCUACGGACCCAGUACAAGUCUGGAGCUGUCAGAGGACAAGCGUCGACCUUGGCCAACGUCAGACUCGGAGGGUUCGCUGCGUUCCGUGUCCUCCGACCUGAGCGGUGAGAGCGGUGCCGACUCCGACCCGGCCACUGCCGAGAGCCGCGCCUACAUACGGCAGUUUGUCGACCGGCUGUUCAGCAGCUCGGCCGAUAUAUCGCUGGAAGAGAAGGCCCGCUUCGGGGAACUGAUGCAGACGGAGUCUGGUCGGGCGUGGUUUGCGCGCCUGGUGAACCACCAGCGCGGUCGGCACCGGUGUGUGCCAGAAUCCACCUUCUAUUCCCUGGUGCAGUACUUUGCACUGGCCCUGUUCGAAUGUGGUCAGGCGGAGGACUACGCGCCCGCCAAGUCGCUCAUGAACAUGUGCUUUACGUUCUAUCAUAAAGUGGGCUCGGACCCGAGUCAGAAGCAGUACCUGUACGAGCUGCUGGGACAACAGCCCAUCUGGCGCAGUGUGCGCUUCUGGAACGCCGCCUUCUUCGACGCCCUGCAGACGGAGCGCUCCCACCGGCCGGUGCCGACGCGGCAGCAGCUGGCCGACGGUGACGUCACCGGACCGGCCGAUGACGUCAGUUACCAACAGAACAUCACCUUCGGCCAGCUGGGCACGUUCACACACAACAUGUUCUCGUUGGGCCUGCCUCGUGAGCUCUGUCUCGAGUUUCUGAGGAAGCAGAGCGCCAUCGCCAAUCUCAGGGAAGACCAGCUGCAACUUCUCCGAGACAAUAUAGACACCAUGUACGACGGGAGUGCACGGCUGAUCACUACCGGGAAACCCUGAGGCUUCCGCAGCACCGAGCUGGUACUCAGUGACCCCACCGAACCGCUGUGGAGUCGCGAAGUUCGUCACUGCGAUCGGAAGCGGCCGCAUAUGGUGAUACAGCAGCUAGUCGGGGUAAGCCCCCACUCGUCUGUCGUUCGUGGUCGUUUGUGAGACUGCGCGGGUUUUCCGAGAGUGUGGGGUGGGUAAGAGCCAGGAGACGGCAGCAAUAUGAAGUGCAUAUGUGGAAAGGAAGUCUAGGUCCGUCCGGACUGCCCAGGUUGUCUGUAGAUGGGACUCUGCUGAUGGGCGCUAUAAGGAGCAUGGACACAUGUUGAGCUAUUUAACCUUCACCUUUAUAGCAGGAGUCACUAACGUGCACUCGGCAGGCAGGGAUGCUUGUAGAGGAGUGUAAGGGGCUUCUUAACGGAUAUUUUUCUCUACCUUUGCGUAGAUAUUUUGGGCAAAUGUCUGGUUCUCAGACAUGUAAUAUCUAUUUCCUAUUAUGGGAAGAAAUGUCUAUGAAAGUCCAAUAAUGGACUAGCUUAAUUUUUUUUUUAGGAGCACCAACAUUUUGAUUUGAUAGAUCGAACAGGGGAAAUCGUCGAACGAAAAAUGACUCAGUUCUUCUUCUCACUUUCCUUUCGGCGUCUGCAUGCUGUAGACGAAGCUUAGAUAACGGUAAAAAUAACGUCUUCUAGUCGAUUCACUGCCUUGUAGAUGCAUACUGCCGUUCUUCACGCCACGAAGUGUAGUGACUAGGCCGGGGUGAUGCUGCAGUUUCAUGCGUUUAUAACGUCAGAGAUCUUUCAACUUCUUUGUGCUAUUCCUGUUCGAGAUGAUCGUUAGCGAAACCCGCUUCGUAUGAAGCUUUCCGGGUAUGAAUCCCGCAUCGAAUGGGCACACACAGCGAUGUUGUAUACUGGAUCCCCUGUGGACUAUGCCAGCAGCCAGUCUGCUCGGUAUGACAAUUGUUUCCUCUGUCGCAUCUCUGCGUGAAAAUAGUGUUUUGAGGUAGGUUAGGUCUGCCUCGUAGUCUUUUCUUGGAGUGUUUUUUUUUCUCUUUCUUGGGUUUUCAUCAUUGUUACUUUGUUUUGCAUGAUAUUGUGCUUCGUUAACUCGCAUUUUGCUUUGUUUUCUAUGGUGUCUAGCUUUUUUUGUUAUGUUGAUAAGGGGCGAACGAAAGGAUUGCGAAUUUCCAUAGAUGACUGUCAUGGGCUUGUCCUUCUCUGUAAUAUGUAUCACUGGUGCUCCCUCGAUGCGCUAUCUUAAUAAGUCACACGCAUUUCCACCGGUUCAAUAGGACGGACAGGUUCCGCAUAUGAGCAAUAAUUACCCCAGUUCAAAGCAGCCUGCGGUCGUGAGAUGCCUUAAUUAACGCUGCGUAGAUGGCAACUCGUAUUCACUGCGCCACAUCUCCCCCCGCUGAGCUUUUGUGGUUUCCGUGGCAUUCAGUGCGUCGUGCGCAUUCCGGAAAAAUUGGGAUUCUCUUCAGCGCGCGACGCUCCUUUUAUGUACACUUUCAUGUGCCUGGUGCGUCGUUGGUGAAGGAUAUUUUUAUCAUCGGCGUGCUGUCUUUCCAAAGUUUAAUUCACCUGCGAUCAACGCUACACUGAACUUCCGGCCUGUUAGUAUCGCAAUCUCUCUGUACUCAAGCUCUUUGCUGCGUUAAACCAAUAUGCACGCAUGUUUGGAAACAGUAAGCAAUAACAGGCAGGGAGGAGCGUACUGCGAAUGAAAUCAUCGCCUGGCUGUUUCUCGUAUUCCAGUAGACUCGGUGCUCUGGGCGGUGGCCCGAGCUGUUUCGGGUGACGUGAGCUCACGCAGAUACGUGAUCUAACCGUAUGUGAUACCGUGCGUGUGCUGGGUAGUGCGGGAACGGGACGGGACUCGUGACACGUGUGUGCAUCCCUGUAAGGACGGGGAGGCUGGUGUGGUGGGUACAUCUCUAUAUUGGCCAGUCCAGUGUCCAUUCCAUAGAAUGGAGGAUGAGUGUUAGAAAGGAGUGUUGCUCUCUGAUGACGUUGUUAAUGGGUGUAAAGCUUGAAAAGUGUACUGUGUUAUUUAUUAUGCUGCUUGGUAUUGCACCAAGCUUCAACGCCGCUGCUGGUAUUGUUGAUAUAUUAUGAAAUGCUAACAUGCAAACUGGAUUGCCUCAUGCAUUUGGUUCAUUUCUGUGCAUCCGCACCGUCAGACGUGCGAAGUUUGGAAAUAAAUCGUUCCCAGGAGUGAACUUAA
Amphibalanus amphitrite is the source of this 3589-nucleotide messenger RNA. RefSeq lists its product as uncharacterized. Lineage: Eukaryota; Metazoa; Arthropoda; Thecostraca; Balanomorpha; Balanidae. The record is from RefSeq and is a predicted model, not a curated record. The coding region runs from base 80 to 1372 and encodes 430 amino acids. The transcript has 10 exons.